Bolinopsis microptera is the source of this 1259-nucleotide messenger RNA. RefSeq names its product paired mesoderm homeobox protein 2A-like. The record is from RefSeq and is a predicted model, not a curated record. Gene Ontology annotation, biological process: regulation of transcription by RNA polymerase II. Bases 36 to 743 code for a protein of 235 amino acids. Lineage: Eukaryota; Metazoa; Ctenophora; Tentaculata; Lobata; Bolinopsidae. Gene Ontology annotation, molecular function: RNA polymerase II transcription regulatory region sequence-specific DNA binding; DNA-binding transcription factor activity, RNA polymerase II-specific. The transcript is spliced from 6 exons.
UAUCGGAUAACGCUGCAAUCAUUGAGCCAAAGAACAUGUUCUGUGGAUUAUCACCAGGAAUGAUGGGGGUAGAGGACGCACUGUUGAUGAAGAAACGGAAGUCGAGAAGGUUCCGGACUACUUUCACCAGCUGUCAGCUACAAGCUCUGGAAGGAGCUUUCCAGCAGACGCACUAUCCGGACAUGUACAUGAGGGAGGAGCUGGCGAUGAGGAUAGAUCUCACAGAGGCUAGAGUACAGGUUUGGUUUCAAAAUCGUAGAGCGAAAUGGAGGAAGAGGGAGAAACUACAGAACAUAGCGUCCGGAAACAGCAGCGGCAGUCACGUGACUACUCCUGGAACUGGGAGUCAAUGUGAGAGUGCAGCUAGUAGUCCCUAUCUCAACUCAGCCUGCUCCCCCUCCCCUAAUACCGGUUACAAGAACAAGAGGACAACAACAUUCUCUCCCCCGCCCUCCAGUGUAAAUGCUCUGUUAGCUGCCAACCCCCUUCUCACAUCCUGGUCAAACGUUCUACAAAAUCAGUACAGAGAGUUGAGCGCCCAGCUGCCAGGUCUGCACAAAGAAGGGGACCCCUUACAGCGAAUGAGAGAGGCUCUGGUGGGUAGAAGUGGUAAUGUGGACAUCUCCAACCACCCUCUUCUACUUAACUUCCCCUUCAAGGAUCCACUUCUAGCUGUUUCCAGUUCAUCGCCAGUAACAACACUUGGGAACUUUGUGUCAGAAAGUACUAAAGAAGCGUUCUGAAGAAACAGCACUGUUUACCUAAGAAGCUGCUGAUUAUUAUGGUAAUCACAAGAAAGAGAUGUGAACUGCCUUGUGACUCCUCGACCUUUCUACGAUGAUUUAAUGAGUCUCAGGGGCCAGAAAUUCAGCGAAGAGAUAAAGAAGCGAGCACCUUGAAUGUUAAUUUGUGGUACUUCUUGAUCACUUUACAUCUUCUAGAUUAAAGUUCAUUGGAGAAAUGAUCGGAGCUGCAGUAGACUGUAUUUUGAUAUGUUUAUCGUUUAACGGGGAGGAUGGUAACUUGUUUGCUUUGAAAGUGUAUUUUUCGGAGAAAGCUAUGAAGUUAAAGCAACGUUGAUAAAAUAUUAUUUAUUGAUUAACUUUAUCGUGAAUUUGCGUAUAAGGCUGUUUGUGUAUAAGAUUCCAGAUAAAAUGUAAAAUGUCGUUUCCGGUUUCAUGUUCGUAUAAAGAAAUUUUAUGUUGCCGUUGGCUAAAACGAUGCUGAAAGUUUUCAGAUUCCCUUUUAAAAUCGAAAAA